CGUCCUUACGUCACUCAAUAGCUUCCGGGCUGGUAGUACUGGCCCGGUGCGGUGAUGCUCUGAUUUACUGUGCUACUCAAUUUUAUAGUCGUUUUAUAACAUACUUUCAAUUGUGAUUUUAUAACCAGGCACACAGUGUUAUCAGAUUAUAUUAAUAUAAUGCCAGAGCUUUGGUUACAAGGAUAAAUAUAAUCGACCCAAGCCCGCAGCGACUCAGGCGUAACGCUGGAGAGAAAAGGUCUGGUCAACUUGUUGCAGAAAAGAAUCUCACAGAGUGCCGAGUGCAAUAUAUUGUUGCUUUUCUUCAAGAAGCUUCAGCAGUGACUUCAUCCUCAAAAGAUGAAGUUGAAGGAGGACAUGAACCCCCUGCUUUUGCAGGUCUUCCGCUCCGUGGUCUGGGUCUACUCUGUCAUCACCUUCAUACCCUGGUACUUCUUCUCUGGAGCUGGCAGCAACUUGGAGCGGGCUCGUCGGAUCAAGGCACGCUCAGUUAGCAGACACCCAGCAGGUCCAUACAGGGCUAUCAACAGCCAAGAGAAGCUGGUGUCAUGGCUGCACCCCGGGGUGGACACACUGGAUAAAGUGUUUGAAUACGCUGCCAGGAGGUUUCCACAGAGAGACUGUCUGGGCACCAGAGAGGUGCUGAGUGAGGAGGAUGUGCUGCAGCCCAACGGCAAGGUCUUCAAGAAGGUAAUUCUGGGGAACUACAACUGGCUGUCAUACGAGGAAGCGUACCAGGCAGCAAAGUGUUUCGGUAGCGGUCUGGCAGCUCUCGGCCAGAGGCCUCAGUGUAACAUUGCCAUCUUCUGUGAGACCAGAGCCGAGUGGAUCGUGGCAGCACAGGCCUGCUUCAUGUACAAUUUCCCACUCGUCACCCUGUACUCCACUCUCGGACCCGCGGCCAUCGCCCACGGCCUGAACGAGACAGAGGUCACGCAUAUCAUCACAAGCAAAGACCUGCUUCAGAGCCGUCUCAAGGCCAUACUGUGCGAUGUUCCGAGGCUGCAGUAUGUCAUCGUAGUUGACAGUAAGCCCACGAGCUGGCCAGACAUCCCGAGAGGCAUCACGAUCUACAACAUGGACACUGUGAAGGAGAUGGGAUCCAGGCCUGACAAUGCAGCAGUCGACCGCAGACAGCCAGAGCCCUCGGACAUCGCUGUCAUCAUGUACACCAGCGGCUCCACAGGCAUCCCCAAGGGUGUCAUGAUCUCCCAUAGCAACAUCAUUGCUGGCAUCACCGGCAUGGCUGAGCGGAUCCCUAACCUCAAUGAAACAGACACCUACAUUGGCUACCUGCCGUUGGCUCACGUUUUAGAGCUCAGCGCCGAACUGGUGUGCAUCUCUCAUGGCUGUCGCAUCGGAUACUCCUCCCCUCAGACUCUAGCCGACCAGUCAACCAAGAUAAAAAAGGGCAGUAAAGGUGAUACCAGUGUGCUGAAACCUACUCUCAUGGCUGCUGUACCAGAGAUCAUGGAUCGAAUCUAUAAGAACGUGAUGACUAAAGUGGAGGAGAUGAGUAAAUUCCAGAAGACGCUCUUUGUGCUGGCUUACAACUACAAGAUGGAGCAGAUCUCCAAGGGCUACAGCACGCCUCUCUGUGACAGUCUGGUGUUCAAACGGGUGCGUGCGCUGCUUGGAGGGAACACCCGGGUGCUGCUUUCCGGCGGAGCUCCUCUCUCGGCCGCCACGCAGCGCUUCAUGAACAUCUGCCUGUGCUGCCCCGUGGGGCAGGGCUACGGUCUGACGGAAACCUGCGGAGCAGGCACCAUCAGUGAGGUUUGGGACUACAGUACGGGAAGGGUCGGCGCUCCGCUCGUUUGCUCCGAGAUCACGCUCAAGGACUGGGAAGAGGGCGGUUACUUCAGCACAGACAAGCCCAACCCACGGGGGGAAAUUUUGAUCGGCGGGCCCAACGUAACGAUGGGUUACUACAAAAACGAAGGCAAGAACCGAGAGGACUUUUUUGUGGAUGAGAAGGGCCAGAGAUGGUUCUGCACCGGGGACAUCGGAGAGUUCCACCCCGACGGCUGCCUCAAGAUCAUCGACCGUAAGAAGGACCUGGUGAAGUUGCAGGCAGGCGAGUACGUCUCUCUAGGAAAAGUGGAGGCUGUCCUGAAGAACUGCCCUCUCAUUGACAACAUCUGUGCCUAUGCCAACAGUGACCAGUCGUACGUGAUCAGCUUCGUGGUGCCUAACCACAAGCAGCUAAUGGCGCUGGCAGAGCAGAGGGAAGUGAGGGGCACAUGGGAGGAGAUCUGUAACAACUCCCAGAUGGAGAAAGAGGUCCUCCGCAUCAUUACUGAGGCUGCUAUCUCAGCAAAACUGGAGCGAUUCGAGAUCCCCAAGAAAAUCCGGCUGAGUGCUGAACCCUGGACUCCAGAGACCGGCUUGGUCACUGACGCAUUCAAACUAAAACGCAAAGAGCUCAAAACACACUACCAAGAGGACAUUGAGAGGCUGUACGGUGGAAAAUAACACAUAGACACACUCCAGAAAACACAGAAACACACACACUAUACUUGCACACAUAUACACGGAGCUCAGAAGCCACUACCAGGACUACUUGGAGAGGAGUUAUACUUACGAUACAGGUAAUAAACACAGACGCACACAUUAAUACAGACACACACACACACAAAGCAACAACCCAUGCGCCACCUCCUCGGCUUCCCUGCGACCAGCUUCGAUCAAAGAAGGGGAAAAAAAACAAAAAAAAACAAACAAACUCUUGAAUCCAGCUCAAAGCUCUCUGUCAAGACCAAAAGGCAGAAGGUCCCUUACAGACGACUGAACCAGUCAGACGCGCGUGGUGGCGAUGCGCUCACCAUUCCUCUUUGAUGCGUUUUAGCCCUUCGAGUUGCCACGGCAACCGAGGCUGCACACGAAGUCGGACGCCUGCAUGACUCGAAGCGAAACAAAUGUCAGGCUAGACGUAUGUGGAUCAAUGUCAGCGCACCCUCUCUGUUGCUUUUCUCUCCCUUUUUCCUCUCUCCUCCCUGACUCUCCGGAGCUUUCCACCAGUCCAGCAUGGUCCUGUAGAGCAGACACCCGGCAGGGGGGGGGAUGGGGUAGCACGAGCGGUGCCUGAUAGAGGGGAUCCCUCCUGGGCUUUAAGUAACAUUCAGGUUGGAAUCUAUGCAGGGAUCUCUAUUAUUUUUAAAUUUCUUUUUUUUUUUUUUUUUUUUUUAAAUCUGUGUUGCUGUGUUUCCUUCAUGUACGGUUUGUCAGCUCUGAAACCCAUUUUUUAGUAUUUUUGUGUGUGAGGAGUCGGUGUCGCGAAGCCAAUAGAGAUUGAGCGUCAAAGAUUUUUUUAAAAAAAAAUUUUUCUUACUUUUACUUUAUGGUAGUAUUUUUCUGUGGGUUUUUUUUCUUUAUC
Molecule: messenger RNA, 3376 nt
Organism: Thunnus maccoyii (southern bluefin tuna)
Lineage: Eukaryota; Metazoa; Chordata; Actinopteri; Scombriformes; Scombridae
Gene: acsl3b
Product: acyl-CoA synthetase long chain family member 3b
Exons: 15
Coding region: 340-2475 (711 amino acids)
Biological process (GO): long-chain fatty acid metabolic process; neuron differentiation; long-chain fatty-acyl-CoA metabolic process
Cellular component (GO): plasma membrane; lipid droplet; endoplasmic reticulum
Molecular function (GO): long-chain fatty acid-CoA ligase activity
Source: RefSeq, a predicted model, not a curated record